Odontomachus brunneus is the source of this 4900-nucleotide messenger RNA. Its product is annotated as transcriptional repressor CTCFL-like. Gene Ontology annotation, molecular function: RNA polymerase II cis-regulatory region sequence-specific DNA binding; DNA-binding transcription factor activity. Lineage: Eukaryota; Metazoa; Arthropoda; Insecta; Hymenoptera; Formicidae. Bases 709 to 2892 code for a protein of 727 amino acids. The record is from RefSeq and is a predicted model, not a curated record. The transcript has 13 exons. Gene Ontology annotation, biological process: regulation of transcription by RNA polymerase II.
GUCUCGCCUCGCCUUGCCCGGCCGUCCGUCACGUCACGACGCGCACGCCUCGCUCAUGGCGUCUUAGCUCGCCGCUUGUCGUCGUCUCUCAGCGCCCCGCUGGUCGCUUCGCGCGUCUUAUAGCGCGCGUCACCGCCGUGGCGCACCACGUCGAUCGUGAUCGUUGCGCUCCUCUGACGAUCAAACACACCUGAUUGACGCGCGCGCCCCGAGGGACGCCGAGAAGCCAACGCGUCGCCGUCGCGGCGAUUUGGGUGGCCGGGAUGCUGCUCCUCCUCGCCGUCGCCGUCGCCGUCGCCGUCGCUCACUCGAUCCGCAAACGUCGAGCCCGUGCCGCGGCGCGAGUUUCUUACCCGCCGUAAUCGCCAUAAUAGCCACUUUAUUGAUUUUUUUCUUUAAUUUCGGCUUUCUUAAAAAAUCGGGUCACAGCACCCGACAGCACGGCCUGAUGUACCUCGCUGUUAAGAGAUCGUGUCUCGUUCGUGCUACUGUUAUUCGUGGGUGUGCAAUGGUGACGCGUGGACGAGCGUCGGGUAUCCUGGAGAGACGAGGAAAGAGCGAUAUGCGUGUUGACCCGCGAGCAUAUGCUUUCAGACCUGAUGACGAUCGAAAUGAUCUGUUUUGCAGACGCGUUUUCGCCGCGAUGUAGACUCACGGCGUUCAUAUUAAUGAGUAUAGAUACUGUUGUAUGAAGUGACUAUUUCAACCAUGACGAGUAAUGUAGCAACUAUAAAACUGGAAGAGGGACAAGAGUCUGUUACGGAAAUACAAACUUACUUGGAGACUUUCAAUAAAGAGAUAGAAGGUGGACAGGGAGAACAGUUGCAACAUGUGCAAUUACAACAAGUGGAGGGACUGUCUGGUGGAGAAGAAGGUGGGACAUACUUUGUGGAUCAGUCUGGGCAGUAUUACUAUCAGGCUAACAGUGAUGAAACACCUGUGAUGACACAAGUGCAAAUACAAGAAGUAGAAGAAUCUGAUGUACAAAAUGAAGGUGAAGUAGUUCAAGAGGAACAAUAUCAUGAGAUUGAAGAGCUUGAGAAUGUCGAAGGUGAAGAGGAGGCCCAAGUAUCUAACACUGAAAGCAAUCAAGUUGUAAUUAAUUCUGGUGAUGCAUAUCAAACUGUCACGAUUGUACCAUCCGAUACAAAUCCUGGGGAAGUCAGUUAUGUCCUGAUAGUUCAGCAACCUGAAUCUGAAGAUAAAGAUGCUAGGCCUGCAGAAGCCGAAGCAGCAGAGGGAGAGGAAGGAGAGGGCGAACAGGAUCUGACUGUGUAUGACUUUGAAGAUAAUGAAGACAAUGAAGCUCCAGUAGAGUCUGAAGCUGAAGAUGAUAAAACUAAAGUUGUGAAAUUCCUUCCAAAGAAAUCUCAAACUGUCACACAAGCACACAUGUGCAACUACUGCAAUUACACGAGUCCAAAACGAUAUCUUCUCUCGCGACACAUGAAAUCACAUUCGGAAGAAAGGCCCCAUAAGUGCAGUGUUUGUGAAAGAGGAUUUAAAACCUUAGCUUCGUUACAGAAUCACGUCAAUACUCAUACUGGGACCAAGCCUCAUCAUUGUAAAUACUGUGACAGUGCGUUUACAACCUCAGGUGAACUUGUGAGACAUGUUCGGUACAGACACACCCAUGAAAAACCACACAAAUGUCACGAGUGUGACUAUGCGUCGGUCGAGCUGUCGAAACUCAAGAGACAUAUUAGAUGUCAUACAGGAGAAAGACCUUAUCAGUGUCCACACUGUACAUACGCAAGUCCAGAUACGUUUAAAUUGAAACGUCAUCUUCGCAUUCACACUGGAGAAAAACCGUAUGAGUGUGAUCUUUGUCCGGCGAGAUUUACUCAAUCCAACAGUUUGAAAGCUCAUAAAUUAAUACAUAAUGUAGGCGACAAACCAGUAUUCCAAUGCGAAUUAUGUCCAGCUACGUGUGGAAGAAAAACCGAUCUCAGAAUUCACGUGCAAAAGUUACACACUUCUGAUAAACCUUUAAAAUGCAAGCGUUGCGGAAAAACAUUCCCAGAUAGAUAUAGCUAUAAAUUGCACAGUAAAACUCACGAGGGAGAGAAGUGUUACAAAUGCGAUCUGUGCCCGUAUGCGUCGAUAUCGGCGCGUCAUUUGGAAAGUCAUAUUCUUAUUCAUACUGACCAGAAACCGUACCAAUGUGAUCACUGCUUUCAGUCAUUCAGGCAAAAGCAGUUACUCAAACGGCAUUGCAAUCUCUAUCACAAUCCUACUUACGUCCCUCCACCGCCACAGGAGAAAACUCAUCAAUGUCCCGAAUGCAUAAGAGCGUUUAGACAUAAAGGAAAUCUUAUCCGACAUAUGGCUGUUCACGAUCCCGAAUCAUCCCUGCAAGAAAAACAGCAAGCUCUUAAGAUCGGUAGACAAAAAAAGAUUCAGAUUAUUGACGGUCAGCGUGUCGAAGUAAUGACAGGUAAUGAUAGCAGUGAUUUAGCUUCUAAACUUAAAGGUUACGAGGACGAAGAAGAAGAAGAGGAUGAAGAAGAUUCAAUGAUGGCGGUUCAAGGCAGCGAUGGCCAACAAUACGUCGUGCUAGAAGUAAUCCAAUUAGCGGACAAUCAAGGAAGCGAUCAGAUGGCUGUGGUCGCAAGUGAAGAUGGUGAGUUGGUAAUGCAAGAUCCUUUAAGUCAAGAAAAUAGCAUAGUAACGGGGACAACAGAGGAGAUCGAUGAAGUAGAAGAAGAUGAAGUAGAAAUUCAAGAAAUGAAAAUAGAGGCCGUUACGAAUAAAUCUUCAACACAGAACGCACAAAGCGAUCCAAAGUUGCAAAAGGAGAUGGAAACCUGUUUCGGUUUCGAUGAAGAAGAAGAAGAAGAAGAGGAGGAAGAAGGUGGUAGUAAUAUAAACAUGUUACAGGCAAUUUCGUAAUAACAAAUACAAAAAGAAUGUACCUACUUUAUAGUCUAAUGUUUUACUUUCUUCCCAGUGUAAGUGUACGUAAAAAAGAAAAAAAGCACCAAAAGAUUGAGAGAGAAAGGCAAAGAAAUUACAUGCAUGUUUAUAGAAAAACUGUGAAUGCAGUUUAUCAUUCAAAAAUACUUUGCAUAGCUCUCAGUGGAACUAUUUUGCAAAAACAUCGGGCCACAUGUAUGGUACAACUUCGUUUGCCACUAGUGCAUUAGGUACACGUAAUUAUUUAUAAAACUAUUAUAGUUUUGCGGUUUAGCAGAAUAUCAAGAAAAAAAGUGUACAAUUAUGAUGUUGUAAAAUAUGAUUUAUGUUAUCAUUAUUGAAAACUAUUAACUCUUUACAAAUGACAUUAACACGUAAGUUAAGUCAUAUUACAUAUGAUAGUAUGUAGUAAUAAGGAGAAAUAUAUUUCUUAAAUUAAUAUGCUUUAGUUUAGAAAUAUAUUUAAUAAGAUGUCUUGGCAUAAUAUUUUUAAAUAAGUUUAUUUAAAACUACGAAGAAAAUAGAAGCUGGUCACGGUUUAUAUAAAUGGAAUUAAUAUUAAUUUUGUUAAAGAUAGUUAAUAAAGAUGAAACUAGGAAGAAUAAUACGAGGCUGCAAUGUAAAUAAAUGCUUUCCGUCAUAUCUCAAUAUAGAGACCAUUCUGAAGUUUCAGUGUAAAAAAUAUCGAGAAAGAAGUGAUAAAUUCGUUUAUGUAAGAAGUAUUUUAUAUUGUCUAAUGUAAGCAACUUUUUUUAUGUUAAUAAGAAACUGGGAUGAAAUAGAGAGAAUUACGAAUCAUAAGUUAAAAUACGCUGGUUUCAUAGAUAUAAUAAGUUUACAUAUAAAUAUAUAUAUAUACAUAUAUCUAUUCUUCUACGUUAUAUAUAUAUAACGUUUUCAUUCGUAGUACAAUUAGGAAGGAGGUAACGAUUUGUUAGAUAAAAACACUAUGUAGUUUAUCUUAUUCUUCGAUAAAACAAUUUCAGUUUGCGACAUUAUAAAUAAUUAUGUAAUUCAACAUAAUUAUAUGUAAUGAUCUAAUUGAAGUUAUUUAGGCAACAGCUUGUGCAUAAGAUCAUUGUGUGCAAACUUCUAUGUGUAUUAUUUAUAUGAUUCUUUUUAUUAUAGAAUAUAUAUUAAAUGUGAUUUGUAGGGAGAACAAAUUCUUGCAAACUUACCGUUAGAUUCACGCUCUGUAUACUGUACUGUACUGUAAUUACCGCGAGUUUUUUCACAUCUUACACUAAACAGAAUUGACAAGUCUUUGAUAUAUGAUAAAUACGACUCUUUAAUCACGACCUCGCACGUAGUGUUUCCAGUUUAUUACGAAGGCAUAGUGAAUCCAUCUGAGUGUUUUGAAUAUUCUGUCACUUUACGAUAAGACAUAUGAUAAUGAGAUAUCGAAUGAGAAGAUGAUAGAAUUCUUUUUACAUGAAUACUAUGCGCUUAUGCCUUUAUAGCUGGAAAUAUUACAGUUUUUCAGUAAAAAUCGUUAGUUUUACAUUUUUUAACAUUUUAUAGUAGAUCAGUAAUGGUAUUCCGGAUCAAUAAUAUUUGUCGGUGUUCUAUUUAUGAGAAAAUCGUUUAUUGGAGAACUUUGUAGCAAUCUUUUUUCAAAUCUGCCGUGUAUCGUUUAGUUGUACUAAACACAAAAAGAUACAUAAAGAUGUUGCUUUGCUACUAAUUGCUACUGUGUUAACUGCCGCAAAUAAUAUUUCUUAGUAAGAUACCGACACAAACGUUGUUAAAAGUAGUACGGAAUAUCUUUACGAAUAUGUUAUACGUAUGACGUUGUUUAAGAUCCCACACUGGGUAAGAAUAAAAAACAGUAUGUAGUUAACGUUUAUACACUGUUGCUCACAACAAUAAGUUUGUCCUGCUUGUCCAAGAUAAGCGCAAUGAAUAUUGUAAAAAGUAUGUACAAUUUUUUUUACACGAAUUGUACAAUUGUAAUUUAGCGACUUAUAUACGCUGUUUAAAGUUC